Molecule: messenger RNA, 1824 nt
Organism: Ostertagia ostertagi
Lineage: Eukaryota; Metazoa; Nematoda; Chromadorea; Rhabditida; Trichostrongylidae
Source: the annotation of a GenBank genome assembly
AUGGAUUACUAUCAGCAGGCUCGACCACAGGCGUCCGCUGCUCAACCUACUCAUCAGUAUGUUCCGUACUCUGCGCAGGCUGGAGCAACUUCAUCUCAAAUGUAUUAUCAGCAACAGCCAAUAGGGCACCAGCCUCAGCAACCUCCAAGUUAUCAAUUCCCGAUACAAGCUGCGUCGGCCACCACAAAUAUGGAUUACGGACACAGCAUGGGUGCUACUCAACAGUCGGGUAUUUCUGGCUCGCAUAAUCACGGUCAGCAUCAACAAGGCGGUGUGAUGGGACAGGGUGUUCAACCGAGACGCGGAGUUUCGCAGCGCGGGGGGCCGCCGCCUGUCGAUUCAGCGACAUCAAUUCAAAAUGCGCCACACAUGCGUCUGUCGCCACAGCAGGAAUUACCUCUCCGUAUAGUAAUCGACUCAAAACAUGUCGGUGCGAUCAUCGGAACGGGAGGCAAUAAUGUUAGGGAAAUCACAAAGGAAUCGAAAGCUCGCGUCGUUGUGGACGUGCAGCGCACAGUUAAGGAUCAGCAGGGACACAGUGAGAAGAUAAUCUCAAUACUUGGCCAUUUGGAGAAUUGCUCAAAAGCGUGCGUUAAAAUUCUUGAAGUUGUUCAGCGUGAAAAUGAAAAGGACGAAAAUAGAGACAACAGUGAGAUCGAGCUAAAAAUCAGAGCUCAUAACCAGCUAGUGGGACGUCUAAUUGGAAAGCAAGGCGCAACUAUCAAAAGAAUCAUGCAGGAUACUGGAACAACCAUAUUUGUUUCGAACGAGCAAGCGUCUCGAGCUGCUGAAUUGUCUUCUAUGGGCGGUUUAAUGCCACCCUUCCCUGAUGCGGUUCUUACUAUGGAACGCACGAUUACUGUAAAAGGGCCAAGUAUCGAAGUGGUGUCUGCCGCUGAACAAAAGAUCUCUGCUAGGUUACGACAAAGUUACGAGACAGAUCUCCAGCACAGAAUGUCCUUUACCGGUAUCCCAGCGAUGCCUGGCAUGAUUCACCCGAUCGGUGACGCGUACGCGGCACUGGCUGCAUCUACAAUGCGUCCUAUUGGUGGACCGAUGUGUGGAGUUGGUGGACGUGUAGAUGUUUCCAAAACCACUCGGAUGUGGGUUCCCAACUCUAUGGUCAAACUACGGACGGAACUGACGGUUCCAUCUCGCUUAGUAGGUAGAAUCAUUGGCAAAGGUGGUCAAAAUGUCAGGGAAUUGCAACGUAUCACAGGAGCUUCGGUGAAAAUCCCUGAGGAUGAACCUAAAGUAGCCGAUCCCACUGCUCAAGAGGAAGCGAAAGAAGGUUCAUCAUCCCCCUCACCAAGCGAUAGUGGUACCGUAGUGCGAAUUGUAGGAAAUUUCUUGGCUACUCAGAGCGUGCAGGUCCGCAUUGGACAACUCAUCGCUGACUUCCAACGCGCUACAAAUCUACAUGGUGAUAGGCGCAAGGAAGAGCCACAAGGUUUGCCAAGUAACGAAUUGCCGGUCAAACUACGGACGGAACUGACGGUUCCAUCUCGCUUAGUAGGUAGAAUCAUUGGCAAAGGUGGUCAAAAUGUCAGGGAAUUGCAACGUAUCACGGGAGCUUCGGUGAAAAUCCCUGAGGAUGAACCUAAAGUAGCCGAUCCCACUGCUCAAGACGAAGCGAAAGAAGGUUCAUCAUCCCCCUCACCAAGCGAUAGUGGUACCGUAGUGCGAAUUGUAGGAAAUUUCUUGGCUACUCAGAGCGUGCAGGUCCGCAUUGGACAACUCAUCGCUGACUUCCAACGCGCUACAAAUCUACAUGGUGAUAGGCGCAAGGAAGAGCCACAAGGUUUGCCAAGUAACGAAUUGCCG